UUUCACUAUUUAUUGCUAUACGUUUGAAUGUAAUCCACUACAGUAGUUUAGGUCAUAAAGCUUACAACAGAUUUAUUUUUAAAUAAUUGAAUUAACUACUUAUUGAUUCCAAUUGGAUUCCCAUUACCCACAUGAAUUCUUCAUCUACUAUCUUCAAUGCUUUCAAUUUCACCACAGAAUUAUAGUAACAUGUCGAGUGGCACCAAUGGAUCGUAUGACAAGAAUGGUUUGUCAUCAUCUACAACUGGGGAUGGUGAUUAUGCGAGUGAUCCAGCUUCAGGAGGACUGUCAUCCUUUUUUGUGUCUGAUUAUAAAAAGCAUGAUGAUUUGAAACAAAUGUUAGAUUCUGCGAAAGAUGGACCAAAGUUGGAAGCUAUGAAACGAAUUAUUGGUAUGAUUGCCAAAGGAAGAGAUGCGUCAGAACUGUUUCCAGCUGUUGUUAAAAAUGUAGUCUCUAAGAAUAUUGAAGUAAAAAAACUAGUAUAUGUAUAUUUAGUUCGUUAUGCUGAACAACAACAAGAUUUAGCACUUUUAUCUAUAUCUACAUUCCAAAGAGCAUUAAAGGACCCAAAUCAAUUAAUACGGGCUUCUGCUCUUAGAGUAUUGUCAAGUAUAAGAGUAGUAAUGAUUGUUCCAAUUGUCAUGUUAGCCAUUAAAGAUUCAGCUGCUGAUAUGUCACCAUAUGUUCGUAAAACUGCCGCGCACGCUAUUCCCAAAUUAUACUGUUUGGACCCUGAUCAGAAAGAAGAACUUAUUACAGUAAUAGAAAAAUUAUUAGCUGAUAAAUCAACACUCGUGGUUGGAUCAACAGUUAUGGCGUUUGAAGAGGUUUGUCCCGAAAGAAUUGAUCUUAUACACAAAAUUUAUAGAAAACUUUGCAACCUGUUGGUUGAUAUUGAUGAAUGGGGACAAGUAAUUAUUGUUAACAUGUUAACUAGAUAUGGCCGUACUCAAUUUGUCAAUCCUAAUAAAAAUGAUACAGAUGAAUGUCCAAAAAUCCAAAAUUCUAACUUGGAUAGCUCUGAUUUAUCUAGUUGUGAAGAGGCUGGUAUAGAUGAUAAAUCAACCGUAUUGGAUCAAGACCAUCGUCUUUUGCUUAGAAAUGCUAAGCCUUUGUUUCAAAGCAGAAACGCCUCUGUGGUGAUGAGUGUGGCACAGUUAUAUCAUCAUUUAGCUCCAAAAUCAGAAGUUAAUGUGAUAGCUAAAGCAUUAAUCCGCUUAUUAAGAAGUCACAGAGAAGUUCAAUCAGUUGUACUAAAUUCUAUUGCAUCUAUUUCAAUAGCUAGAAAGAGUAUGUUUGAACCAUUUUUGAAGAGUUUUUUUGUCAGAUCUAAUGAUCCUACACAUAUAAAAUUAUUAAAACUUGACAUCAUGACAAAUUUGGCAAAUGAAACAAGUAUAUCUACAAUACUUAGAGAAGUUCAAACAUACAUAUCCAGCACAGAUAAGCAGUUUGUUGCUGCUGCUAUCCAAGCUAUUGGAAGAUGUGCUUCGAACAUCAAAGAAGUCACAGAGACGUGUCUUAGUGGGCUGGUCUCCAUGUUAUCGAGUCGUGACGAAGCGGUAGUAGCCGAAAGCGUUGUCGUCAUAAAAAAAUUGUUACAAAACCAACCCGAAGCACACUGCGAUAUAAUAAGACACAUGGCUCGAUUGAUGGACUCCAUAGCCGUGCCCCAAGCGAGGGCAUCAAUUUUAUGGUUGCUCGGAGAGUACUCGCAAUUGGUAUCCACCAUAGCGCCCGACGUUCUUAGGAAAGUUGCAAAAACAUACAUCAACGAGGAAGAUAUAGUGAAAUUACAGAUAAUGAAUUUAGCGGUCAAAUUAUUUUUGACGAAUCCCGCGCAGACAACAUUAUUAUGCCAGUACGUGUUGAAACAAGCCAAAUACGAUCAAAACUACGACAUUCGAGAUCGUUCGAGAUUUUUGAACAACAUACUUUUUCCUCCCGAACAAUUCAAGGACAGCAUAUUGAGCAAACAUGCAAAUAACAUAUUUUUAGCUGAAAAACCCGCUCCGUUACUACAGUCCAAUUUCGUGGAUCGGGAAGAAUAUCAAAUGGGCUCAUUAUCACAUUACAUCAAUAGCAGAGCAAUCGGAUACCAAGAUUUACCUCAGUUCCCCGAUUUGCCGACGGAUUCGAGCGUUCGUUGCGUAGCUCUGCCGGAAGAACAAGAGAAGCCUGCUAAACAGAAGACCGAACGGUCGUCCAAUAAUAAGAAGAAAACGUUUUAUUCUGAUUCCGAAAAUAAUUCCGAAGACGACAGUUCAGAAGAAUCGGACGAUUCUGACGACGAUACCACCGACUCGUCGUCGGAUUCUUCUUACGAAAAAAUCGAACCGGAGACGAACAAAAAUCAGGGACGUUUUGUCGAUUCUGAUGUGAAUAGCAGCUCAGACAGCGAAUCCGUUGAGAGCGAUAGUAGCGAUGAACAUCCCGUUGCUGUACAAAAAAAUGUCCCCAAGCCACCAGCCAAGAGCAAUGUAGACUUGUUAUUGGAACUAGAUGACUUUGCCCCAGUCGGACAAACUACGUUGGUACCGUCAUUUGGGGAUAUUCUCUCUCCGUUGAGCAGUAAUCAAUCAUCGUCACUUCCCACUACACAACAACUAACUCAGCAAAAUGUCAGAAAGACGGUACCUCCAAGUUUCGUGCCAUCCGCGAAAACAGAAAUAUUGAACAAAAUUAACGGACAUAAUGAACUGAGUAUACUGGCGCGAUUCACAAGAAGUCCUCACGCAAUGCCGAAAAUGAUCAGCGUGGAAUUGACCCUCACCAAUCAUGAUAAUAAAGAAGCUCUCACCAACAUUCACUGGACUCAAAAGAGUUCCGACUUGAGUAUUUAUAAUUCGGCCCCGAUCAUGCAAUUGUUGCCGGGUUCGGUAACCUUGGGUGCACUCGGAGUCGACUACAAGGAUUCCAUUCAACCUCUCGUUUUGGAAGUCUCCUGGUUCAUCGCCGGUAUGGAACGCAAAAGCGACGUCGUAUUGCGUGUUCCCGCCGGUGAACUCGUUCAGCCGCUAUCCAUGAGCGAGGACGACUUUAUCGGCGAACAAGUAAAACUUAAAGGGAUGAACGAGCACAUGGCACAAGUAACUUUGAAAAAUGUUAAUUUAGAAAUACAAAAAGCCGUAUUUGAAAUAUUCAAUGUUGCACGUGUUAUUACGGAAGAACAAAAUAUAUUCAGGUUCAGUGGUCAGACGUUGUCAUCUAAUUGUCUUGUGUUACUUACUAUUACCAAACAAGAGUCUUUGGCAACGGUAUGUGUUAAUUGUGAGAAAAUGGUCAUUGGUUCGGUUCUUUUAAACGAAAUAAAAGGACUGUUAUCUCAGUGAAUACCAAACUACAAAUGUCGAUUAAUAAAAAAUUACUAUUCCAGUACAAUAGGUAUGUUAUAUUAUAUAUUUUUAAAUAAUUUUAUGCAUAAGAAUGAUCUUGAAUCACAAUAUUUGUUUUUUUUUUUAUAUAUAUUUUCCGAAUUGUAUUUACGAUUUGUAUGUUAUCAAUAUGAAUAUAAAAAUAAGUUCAUAAAAUAAUUAUUAAACAACGAUUAUAUAUAUGUAAACGAAUCUAUACACAUAUAAGACAUAAACUAUUUUUUUUUUAUAUAGUUAUACUAUAAGUGAAUUCAUAUAAUAUAUAUUUUAUUUAAAUUAUUUAAUAUUUUAAAGUGUUAACAUAAAAAAUUGUAUAUAAUAAAAAAAUGCUUAUACAAUUGAAACUUUUUAAAUUGUUUUUGUUUUAACAACAUUCUGAAGAUUUAUUCUUAGUAAUAUAUUAUCAUAACAGCAUGUUGAAAUACCACAAUACUGGUGUAAUAUAUUAUGACUUAACUUUAUA
Aphis gossypii (cotton aphid) is the source of this 3838-nucleotide messenger RNA. RefSeq names its product AP-3 complex subunit beta-2 (gene rb). NCBI's taxonomy places the organism in Eukaryota, Metazoa, Arthropoda, Insecta, Hemiptera, Aphididae. The transcript has 20 exons. Gene Ontology annotation, biological process: intracellular protein transport; vesicle-mediated transport. Bases 157 to 3333 code for a protein of 1058 amino acids. Gene Ontology annotation, cellular component: AP-3 adaptor complex; membrane coat; clathrin adaptor complex. The record is from RefSeq and is a predicted model, not a curated record.